Molecule: messenger RNA, 425 nt
Organism: Drosophila ficusphila
Lineage: Eukaryota; Metazoa; Arthropoda; Insecta; Diptera; Drosophilidae
Exons: 1
Coding region: 102-302 (66 amino acids)
Source: RefSeq, a predicted model, not a curated record
GAUGUCAUAAAUUCACAUGAGCAUAGAGAUCGAGUAUUCCAAAUUGAGCUCUCGUUUUGAAUUUCUGUAAAUUUCCAAUACCAAACUGCGGAGCAAGCAGAAUGGAUGGCUGCUACAACGACAUCUUGGCCCCUCUAAUCCUGGCCGUCAUGGUGGCCAAUGGCCAUCCACUCACUCUGGACGAGAUCGUCGAUGGACUGAUAGAGGUGAUAAGCUCCCAAACCGAACAUGCCGUUGUGUUGGAAAACAUUGGAGACGGCAAAUAUCUUCCCAAACCUUGCAGCUACAAACGUUGGCGUUGAUAAGAGCAUCAUUUGUGUAUUAACAAAAAACAUUUAGACCGAUAACAUUACUACGACUCAUGUGUAUAUUAGUAGAGCAAAACCAUCAUUUAAAAUAAAGAAGUCAUUAUAGCUGAUAAAAAA